AUGACAGAAAUCAACGCAUUCUUGUUUAGAAACCAGGCAGACAUUAAAAUCAUCAAUUCACACCGGAAUAAACGAAAUACUAUCCGAGCAAACAUUUUUGAAGAUCAACACUAUUUGCUGUCUCUCGACCAGUCUUUUAAUAAUUUGUCUUCGCUAGAUCGAAACCUAUUGAAAAAUCAACAAUUUCUACACGAGUUUCACAUAGAAAACAACCGUCUACAAGCACUGCCGCAUGAUUUUCUGAAAGAACAAUUGAGUUCUCUAAAGUUUGUGUACUUGUAUUCGAACCCAAUUAUGACAAUCCCAGUUAUGCCUUUGUACGGAGCACGUAUAGAGAUAAUUUAUGUUCACGGCAGCGAAAUUACGGGAGAAAACCUGAUAAAUCUGGCCAACAAUAUUAAGAUCUAUGAUUUUCUUUACAGAAUGGAAUUAAAGUCAAAUGCAAACGACAGAGCAGAAUCCCUCCAACGACCACUUCUUGAUUUGUCAUUUUGCAAAAUAAGAGAUAUUCACUCGAAUUCAAAUGUAAAAAGCCAGACUUCUAUGGUUAUUUUGCAGUUAUUUAAAACAUUUAGCAUUAAAGGUAAUGGAAACCCGUUUAAAUGUAACUGUGGUCUGUAUAACAUAAGACUUCUAUUUACAAUUAUAGAAACACAAACAUUAAGAUUGGACUGGGUUUGUGAAUAUCCAGAGGAACUUAAAGAAAGAAAAGUAACUAGUCUUACGGGCAGAGAUAUAUACUGUCCCAUCAAUGUUACCGACUGUCCGAGAUUGUGUAUCUGCUAUGUUAGGUACGAUUUUAGUUCAUAUAUUGUCGACUGCCGAAAUAUCAAUAUGUCAAUAUUACCGCUUGUAAUGCCAAAAGUACCAUUGGAAGUAUGGUUCAAGAACACAGGUCUUCUGAAACUAGAUCAAAGAGACAAUUUGGUAAACGUAUCUGUCUUGGACAUUUCUGAAAACAAACUAGCACGUAUUCAACCACUAACUGCGCCAAUGUUACAAAAUGUCAACGUUUUGAAUAUAGAAUACAAUUACUUUACAUCACUUCCGGUACAAAUAAGAUACACAAACAUUAAAAGUCUAUAUUUAGACGGGAAUCCAUUAAAGUGUGACUGUCACACAAAGUGGAUGAUAGACUGGCUACACGACAGAUCGUACCCAGUCAUGGAUUGGAACGCUAUACAAUGUACAGACAACGCCAAGAGGGUCAAUACUUUUGUCACCACUCCAGAUUCUGUAUUCGUAUGCCAGGAGAUUGAAACACCAAGUAUUGCAGAGCACGUGGUAUUCCCGUCAACCAUUAUUGGAUCUUUUGUGUUCAUAAUCCUUAUUCUGUCCCUAACCAUCUACUUUCAACGGUUUACAGUUAGAGUCUUACUUUAUAUGAUAUUUGGAAUCAGAUUAUGCUAUAGACUGGAUAAUGACCAUGGCGAUGUAAAAUACGAUAGUGUUGUUAUUUACGACAAAGAUGAUCAAAACUUUGUCAACAGAAACAUUAAAAGUCAUCUUAGAGUACUGAACUAUGAUGUAGCCGAUAUUUACGACGACUCUGUCAUUGGAUUAACAUUUAUUGAUGGAAUUAAAAAGUUGAUUUGUAAUUCAAAAGUUACAAUAUUCUUUCUGACAAAAAAUAGUUUAGAUAAUGACUUAAUUAUAACUUUAUGGAACAUUACCUCACGACGAGUUCUCAAAAGAAAUUUAGGUUCUAUUAUACUCGUACUAGACAAAGAAUUUCGGAAAAAAUAUACGGAGGAAAUUAUGCGUUUGUACGUCAAAACCGGUAGAUACAUCAAAAAGGAUUCAUCACUAUUGCUUAAAAGUAUACAAUAUCUAAUGCCACCUCAAAAACCCCUUACCCAGAACCCGGAAUCUAAUGAUAACGAUUUAGACUUUGAAGAUAUUGGAGCAGGCGAUGUGUAUUUAACAGAACAAAAUCAUCGAAUCGCUACGAGCACCUUUGAUGAAAACUUUGAUGAGAGGCAACCAGACAUUUUUAUAGUUUUUCCUGAUGGAAUUGAUGAAUUACACAAACUUGUUAGGUAUACCAUAAUACCAUUUCUUCUUGAAAGAAACCAAAUAGCUAGUGUUCUUCAAGAUGAUUUUGUCUUUGGUGAAGAUAUCAGGGUAGGCAUAGAAAGUAGACUUAAUAAAGUGAAACAUGUAAUCUUUAUUUUAUCGGAGGCAAUUUUGGAGGAUGAAGUCUCGCAGUACAUCCUGUGCGCCAUUCUUACCAAAGCAUUUCUGUGUAGCGGUAAUUAUUUGCUGCUUUUUACAUAUGGUCAGAUUGAUGAAAAUAAAAUGCCGGAGAACGUGAAGAAAUUUGUAAAUAGCCACAUAACAGCCAGUAUUAGUGAUACCAACUUUAAAGAGCGAAUACUAGAAGCUCUAACUUUCGAAGAAAACCAAGUCAUUGACAAUGAGGAUACAGAAAGUGUAGCAAUAGAGAACUGUGAAGAUGAUGAAAAAUUAAUCUAA
Ruditapes philippinarum (Manila clam) is the source of this 2475-nucleotide messenger RNA. RefSeq names its product protein toll-like. Gene Ontology annotation, cellular component: plasma membrane. The transcript has a single exon. The record is from RefSeq and is a predicted model, not a curated record. Gene Ontology annotation, biological process: signal transduction. NCBI's taxonomy places the organism in Eukaryota, Metazoa, Mollusca, Bivalvia, Venerida, Veneridae. Bases 1 to 2475 code for a protein of 824 amino acids.